AUGUCCAACGGCCAACCCACGCCUCCGCCUUCCAAUACGCGUGAGCUUAGAAGCUCCAAUCUGCACAAGAUUGCAACACUCUCAACACAAGCAGUGUUCAACGACAUAGAACGGAAGAUCCCCCAGGUCACGGAGUUUACAGAGCUCGUUUACGAGGACAUUCCUCCUGAGGAAGGUGCACUGAUCUGUGAUUCACUUGCAGAUUCGAGUGUGGUUGAGGAAGCCAGCGCAAGAGUUCACUUUAAUUCUUUUACUAAGACGCUCUGGGUCAGAAUAAUGCCUACUGAGUUGCACGAUGUGCAUCAAAGAUGGUGUAAUUAUGCCAGCCGCAAAUGGGAUUCCCAGGGACUACUCAAUCCAACGGAGAGCAAACUCCUUGACAUAGGAACAGGAACUAGGUUCCGUGGGUUCAUAGGACAACGAUACCUUCAUUCAUCAAAGGAACCUGAUGUGUUCAUUCGUCCUGACACCACUCCCAUGCCUCGGAUCGUGAUAGAAAGCGGAUGGAGCGAAUCCUGGCCGCGAUUGCAAGCGGAUAAAAAUCUAUGGCUUAAUGGGACCAAUGACGUCUGCUUGGUUAUGCUACUGAAAUGGUCAAAGUUGACUGGAAAUCGCGCAAGUGGAACGCUCGAACUCUGGCGCCGCAAUGCAGCAGGAGGGCUUAUUAGCUGCCAAAAGAACAUCUUUCCCGUGCCCGUUGCUCCCGGUGCGGACAUGAUCCACAUUACCAAGCUGGACGUGUUCGGUCAACAUAUGGUCGCCGGUCAAAACCCCAAUGCUGUUCUUCCUUUGCAGCUCUCAGACUUACGUGAUUUUGCGCGUGAGCGGAUGGCGUCGAUGGGAUUGACACCCGCUUGA
Molecule: messenger RNA, 858 nt
Organism: Aspergillus pseudoviridinutans
Lineage: Eukaryota; Fungi; Ascomycota; Eurotiomycetes; Eurotiales; Aspergillaceae
Exons: 4
Coding region: 1-858 (285 amino acids)
Source: RefSeq, a predicted model, not a curated record